Messenger RNA from Triticum turgidum subsp. durum (durum wheat), 1479 nucleotides. The record is from the annotation of a GenBank genome assembly. NCBI's taxonomy places the organism in Eukaryota, Viridiplantae, Streptophyta, Magnoliopsida, Poales, Poaceae.
AUGCAAGCACGGUCGAUUGAUAACCAGGGGACCUACAUUGCUAGAAUGGCUGCUAGGACGGUGCUAGAUGAGCUGAAUGUGCGGCGGGGCACGCCAUCGUUGGUGGCGCCGGCGCGGGCGACGCCACGGCAGAGCAUGGCGUUGUCGGACAUCGACAACCAGCCAGUCAUGUGGUUCUACAGCACCGUGAUCCACCUCUACCGAGGCGACCCGUCCAAGGGGCUCAUCGACCCGGCGUUGGCCGUGCGCGCUGCGCUGGCGGAGGCGCUGGUGCACUACUACCCGAUGGCCGGUCGGCUGCGCGAGGAGGCCGGCCGGAAGCCGGUUGUGGACUGCGCUGGGCAGGGCGUCAUGUUCGUGGAGGCCGACACGGACAUCGCCAUCGAUGAUCUCGGCGACGUGCGGUACCCGCCGUUCCCGCGCUCCGAGGAGUUCAUCUACGACGACCACGUCUACAAGGCGCCCCCGCCUGGCGUGCCGCUAGUGCUAGCUGCAAUCAUCAACCAGCCCCUGCUCUACGUCCAGGUGACACGGCUCAAGUGCGGAGGCUUCACCGUCUGCCACCAGAGCGCCCACUGCAUCAGCGACGCCGCCGGCUUGGCGCAGUUCUGGAAGGCAGUCGGCGAGCUCGCCCGCGGCGCCAGCGCGCCGUCCAUGCCGCCCGUAUGGACCAGGGAGAUUUUCAACGCGCGGCAGCCGCCACUCCCUAGCUUCCCUCACGACGAGUACCGGGAGCCUACGGACGUUUGCGACGGCGACCGGAUCGCAUCCACGCCACAGCGCGACAUGGCGCGCGUCCAGUUCUCCUUCGGGCCGGGGGCCAUCGCCGCGCUGCGCAGCCGGGCCGCGCCGGGAGCGGCAUCGGCGUCUCAGUUCGACCUGGUGGCCGCCUGCGUGUGGCGGAGCCGCACUGCGGCGCUCGGCUACGCGUCCGGGGACGAGGUGCAGCUGAUGAUGGCGGUGAACGCGCGCGGCCGGCGCAUGGACGUGUUCGGCCGCGAGAUCCCCGCCGGAUACUAUGGCAACGCGUUCGCCUUCACUGUGGCGCGCUGCGCUGCCGGGGAGCUGUGCGGCCGCGACCUUGGCUACGCGGUGGGGCUCAUCAGGGCGGCCAAGGCGAGGGUGACGUACGAGUACAUGCGGUCGGUGGCGGACUUGAUGGUGCUGGAGGGCCAUCCUGUGAUCGCGAGGAAGCGCACGUUCGGCGUGUCGGACCUCAGCCAUGCCGGGUUCGACGAGGCCGAGUUCGGGUGGGGAAAGCCCGUCUAUUCAGGCGUCACCACGGACGCCCACCGCGGCGCCACCUUCUUCAUCCGAGGCAAGAACGAAAAGGGCGAGGGCGAGACGUUCGUCGGCAUCUACCUCCCAGCAGACUGCACGGGAAGGUACCGGAAGGAGGUUUUGGCCCUCACCACCAAGCUAGAGCCGCUUAUGGAGAAAGCAUCGUCAGCUCCACUUGCCCCGCGAGCCCGCUAUUAA